UCUCCCUCUCUCUCACACAGACUGUCAUCGCUCCGGUCUCUGAAAUCUCGGGCGGCCUGAAUUUCUCCCCCAACGAACAGAAUUACGCUUUCAGUUCUCCACCGGAUCGGCCCCGAACGCCCGCGCCCUUUCGCUGUUGUAUGUAUUGUACACUGGUACGUUUCCAAUCUCAGAGCCAGUCCAUUGGCCUGUUUUCCGAAGAUCUCUACCCCAUAUCGGCAUCCUACAUGAAUCCUCAGGGUUGAUCUUAGAAACAAGGCAUUUGGGAAGGUCUCGUCAUGAGCACCUGGUUAGAGCCACUCAAAGGUGAAAAUAGCGGAUUAUGUUCAAAUGGGACUCGUGGUGAAGAUGUUGAACAGCUCAGGAGCGAGAGUUUUGGGGGUAUGGCUGAAGGUUACCCGAGUGACCAGCAAACUUCUCUGGUGGAGUGGUUAAAUGGUGUGCUUCCUCAUUUAAAUUUGCCUUUGGAGGCUUCGGAGGAGGAAUUGAGAGCACACUUGAUUGAUGGCACUGUUUUAUGCAGCAUCUUGAACAAGCUCAGGCCUGGUUUGAUAGAAAUGGGAGGCAGUUCUGAGACCGUCCCAAAUGUCAGAAAGUUUUUGGCAGCUAUCAAUGAAAUAGGAUUUCCUGGCUUUGAACUAGCAGAUCUAGAUCAGGGAUCUAUGGUGCCAGUUUUGCAGUGCCUUAAUACUCUUAGAGUGCAUUUGAACUCUAAUGUUGGCACAGAAAACUUCCAAAAUCAAUUAAGAAAAAGAUGGGAUCUGUUAGAGGUAGGCUUUUCAAAGGAAAUUGAUCACUCUGAAGGGCCCGUUUCGUCAUCUGUACAACAUCCAGCUGAAAAUGGGGGAGAGUGGCAUAGAGGUUCAGUUGAUGCCGAAUUUCAAUGUGCUUUGCAUGAUCCUUCAGAGCCAUCAGAUGCUUUAAUACAUCACCUUGGAUAUAAGUUUAAUGAGAUGUUGCAAUCAAACCAAGGAUGUUUUCCUGAUUCUUCUGAUGCCAAAAUUGUAGAUUUAAUCAAGUCAAACAAUUUGGAUAAGGCUUCUACUCGAUUACUUUUCAACACUGUGAAUAAGAUUUUGGAUGAUAGCUUGCUAAGAAAGAAUGGGGACGUACCUAAUCCUGUGGCAUGGUUGUUGAGAAAAGUCAUGCAAGUGAUAGAAGAGCGAAGUUCAACCGUAGCAGGAAACUUAAAAACUCAAAAUAAGCUUUUUAAGGUUCGUGAGGAGAAGUAUCAAUCAAGAAUAAGAGUGCUCGAAACGCUUGCAACAGGGACUAGUGAAGAAAUUGAGGUUGUUGUGAAACAACUUCAAGAGCUAAAGAUUGAGAAGACCAAAAUAGAAGAUAAAAAGAAACUUGAAGAGCAAGACAUGCUAAAAUUACAGGAAGAGAAGGGUCGUAGUGAUAUGGAAAUUUUGACACUAAAACAAGAACUAGAAAUGACCAAAAGGACACAUGAGGAUCAUUGCUUGCUAUUAGAAUCAAACUCUAAGGAAGCUAAAGUUGAGUUGGAGAAAAAGUUGGAGGAACUUGAGUGCCUUUUAACAAGUUCAAGAAAGAAGGUAGAAAAACUUGAGGCAUUUUCUGAAUCUAAAUCACUGAGAUGGAAGAAGAAAGAGCGAAUCUACGUGAGCUUUAUAGAUUAUCAAUUUGGAGCCUUGCAGGAAUUGAAGGGAGCUUUAGAGUCCAUAAAAUAUGAAGUCUUGAAGACAAAAAUAAGUUAUCCAGAGGAAUUCUAUUACCUGGGAUUGAAGAUUAAAGGACUAACAGAAGCUGCCGAAAAUUACCAUGUAGUUCUAGCUGAAAAUCGUAGGUUGUAUAACGAAGUUCAGGACUUGAAAGGAAAUAUUAGAGUGUAUUGUCGCAUAAGACCAUUUCUUCCAGGACAAAGUAAGAAGCAGACCAUUAUGGAAUAUAUUGGUGAAAAUGGUGAAUUAGUUAUUGUGAAUUCCUUUAAACAAGGGAAAGAUAGCCGUAGGCUGUUCAGGUUUAACAAGGUUUUUGGUCCAACAUCUACUCAAGAGGAGGUAUUUAUGGACACUCAACCAUUAAUCCGGUCUGUCCUUGAUGGAUACAAUGUAUGCAUAUUUGCUUAUGGUCAAACUGGCUCAGGAAAGACCUAUACGAUGAGUGGGCCUAAUAUAAUGUCAGAAGAGGACUGGGGAGUUAACUAUAGAGCUUUAAAUGAUCUUUUUCAAAUUUCUCAAAGCCGGAAAAGCUCCAUUGCAUAUGAAGUUGCUGUUCAAAUGGUUGAGAUAUAUAACGAACAAGUCCGUGAUCUACUCUCAAUCAAUGGCCCUCAAAGAAGACUAGGGAUUUGGAACACCACACAACCAAAUGGGUUGGCUGUCCCUGAGGCAAGCAUACACCCUGUUCAAUCAACUGCUGAUGUCCUGGAGUUAAUGAAUAUUGGUUUAAUGAAUCGGGCAGUUGGUGCCACGGCCCUGAAUGAAAGAAGUAGCAGAUCCCAUAGCAUUCUCACUGUUCAUGUUCGAGGCACGGACUUGGAGACUGAUGUUGUUUUGCGUGGCAAUCUACAUUUGGUAGAUCUUGCUGGUAGUGAAAGAGUGGGUCGGUCUGAAGCAACUGGGGAUAGGCUUAGGGAGGCACAACAUAUAAACAAAUCACUAUCAGCUCUUGGAGAUGUAAUUUUUGCUUUAGCACAGAAGAGUCCACAUGUACCAUACAGAAAUAGCAAACUAACUCAAGUACUUCAGACUUCUUUAGGCGGUCAAGCAAAAACCCUUAUGUUCGUACAGCUUAAUCCGGAUAUAGAUUCCUACUCCGAGACUAUAAGUACCUUGAAGUUUGCGGAGAGAGUUUCUGGUGUAGAGUUAGGUGCUGCUCAGAGCAACAAAGAGGGAAGAGAUGUUAGAGAACUUACUGAACAGGUCGCAUCCCUCAAGGACAUGGUUGCAAAGAAAGAUGAAGAGAUUGAGCACCUGCAGCUUCUCAAGGCUAAUGCCAAUGGUACAAAGCAUGGUAUGACCUCAUUUAGGUAUAGGUCUUCCUCUCCAAGGAGACCUUCCAUUGGGACUUCUCGACAAAGCCAACGACUGACAGGAGCAAAAGACUCAGGGAUUUUGGAGAGAGCAGCUUCAGAUAUGGACAACUGUUCAGAGAGCAGCGAUAAGCACUCUGAAGCUGGUUCUCAGCCGUCAAUGGAUGAAUUUCGUAGAUGCCAGAAGGAAUUGUCUCCUCAAUCGAAGCUAUCUGGAGGGGAUGUAGGUCAGGAUUUUAACGAAGACAUUGAUCUCCUGGGCUUUGGGGUUGCAGAUUCUGAGGAAAGAUUAAGUGAUAUAUCUGAUGGUGGGCUUUCAAUGGGAACAGAAACUGAAGGCUCAAUAUGCAGUGUUGUGGAGUACACCCUAUUCCCUGAAGUAGCAAAACCACCCAAAAACACAGCUUCCGAGUGCACACCAGCUCGGAACAAAGUGAAGCCACCUCUGCUUGAACGCAGGCCGAGUUUACCAUCUAAACUUCCAAAGCCUCCCCAAAAGCUGGUGCAGACCAACUCGUCCCGGCUUUCGCUGACCAGAAAGUCCUCAAAGAUCUCAUCACCAAGUGCUAGGAAAACUUCUGCUAGCAGCUCCUCUGCACUCAAGCCCCGCAAAGGGAGGCAAUGAAUUUGAAGGCAAAUUGGUUGGCAGGAGGAGAAUUCCUAUGCCCUGACUAGCUUGUAUCUAUGGUAGGAACCCACUGUAGUUUGUACUCUUUAACUGAAUUGUUUUACAUAGUGAUAGUGCAUUGUAAGAGAUAACUGCAAAACUUCACUUUGUAAUAUGGGUAGUUUAGGAUCAUAGUGUAACUUCCAUUUAUUGUUUUUCUCCA
Juglans regia (Persian walnut) is the source of this 3828-nucleotide messenger RNA. RefSeq names its product kinesin-like protein KIN-14J. Bases 279 to 3623 code for a protein of 1114 amino acids. The record is from RefSeq and is a predicted model, not a curated record. The transcript is spliced from 22 exons. Gene Ontology annotation, biological process: microtubule-based movement. NCBI's taxonomy places the organism in Eukaryota, Viridiplantae, Streptophyta, Magnoliopsida, Fagales, Juglandaceae. Gene Ontology annotation, molecular function: microtubule binding; microtubule motor activity; ATP binding.